AUGGUGGUCGCCGUGUUAUUCUCUACCGUUCCGGUUUCAAUCUCUAUUCCAUUCAUAGUGUUUCACGGAAUUGGAGAUAAAUGUUCUGGUGGAGUUAAUAACUUCACGCAACUCCUAAGCAUCCUCUCCGGCUCUCCUGGCUUUUGCUUAGAGAUAGGAAACGGAGAGCCAGACUCAUGGUUCAUGCCACUAACGCGCCAAGCGAGUGUAGCGUGUGAGAAAGUGAAACAGAUGAAAGAGCUGAGUCAAGGUUACAACAUUGUUGCACAGUCUCAAGGUAACUUAGUCGCUAGAGGCUUAAUCGAGUUCUGCGACGAUGCUCCUCCUGUCAUCAACUAUGUCUCUCUAGGAGGUCCUCAUGCAGGCAUCGCCAAAAUCCCUAAGUGCUCUGCUGGUCCAUUUUGUGAUAUAGCAGAAGCUUUGAUGAAGUUAGAGAUUUAUAACGACCUCGUUCAAAAUAUUAUUGCUCCUAGCGGUUAUGUCAAGAUCCCUGGUGAGAUGACAAAGUAUUUGAAACACUCUAAGUAUCUACCAAAGCUAAACAACGAGAGACCUGAGGAAAGAAACUCCACUUUCAGAGACCGUUUCACCAGCUUACACAACUUGGUUCUUGUCAUGUUCCAGAACGAUACAACAUUGGUCCCUAAAGAAACUUCUUGGUUCGGAUAUUAUACAGAUGAAGGAUUCGAUUCUCUUCUGUCAACUCAACAGACAAAACUAUACAUAGAAGACUGGAUCGGUCUGAAAGCGUUGGAUGCUGUCGGAAAAGUGAAGUUCGUGAGCGUCCCAGGGGACCACCUCAUAAUAGCGUAUGAGGACGUUGUGAAAUACGUUGUGCCUUACCUGAUGCAGACAAGUUUGUGA
Messenger RNA from Microthlaspi erraticum, 864 nucleotides. NCBI's taxonomy places the organism in Eukaryota, Viridiplantae, Streptophyta, Magnoliopsida, Brassicales, Brassicaceae. The record is from the annotation of a GenBank genome assembly.